Molecule: messenger RNA, 4071 nt
Organism: Varroa destructor (honeybee mite)
Lineage: Eukaryota; Metazoa; Arthropoda; Arachnida; Mesostigmata; Varroidae
Product: organic cation transporter protein-like
Biological process (GO): transmembrane transport
Cellular component (GO): membrane
Molecular function (GO): transmembrane transporter activity
Source: RefSeq, a predicted model, not a curated record
GAGACCUCGCUCGGGAGAGGACGUCGCGUUUACGACAGGCAAAAUCAGUGUAUCGAAUGAUGAUAUUUAUUUAGAACAUCGCGCUGCCGUUUGUCGUCUAAAAAGAGAAAUAACCAACAAAACAUUUCUGACAAGAAUUAGCUGCAAUUAGCUAGGAUUGUUCGUGGACCUCUAUUACUUACAUGGUGCUGCUGUUACUGGAUAGCAGAAAAGCGUUUGACGGCUGUGUUUGGCGGGCGAGUGUCGUGAUUGGAGGGGAACGUUUGUCUGGCUCGACAAAACUAUGAAUUCUUCUUUUUCGUAUUUUAUUUUUCUAGAGUGUGGUAUACGACAAUCCAAUUGCGAGGUCGGACGAACGAGGCUGACAAGCUAGAUGCAGCGGAUUGACAUUGUCGUCGUCGUCGUCGUCGUGAACUCGAUUCAGAGAGCUGUUCAGUUUGUGUUGACUGAUGUGAGGGUUAAGAGCAAGAGCCGUGGGGUUCUUUGACUAUCGGGUGCUGGCUGCCGCCUUGCUGGCUAGCUGGCUGGCUAGCUGGCGAUCGUCACAAUCACCGCAGAGGGCAGUAAUGAAAUCAGAGGAGAUAUACGGGUCGUCCGCUCUCUCGUAAUUUUUUUGUGUUGGCUCAACGUGACAACACUUAGGGAAACCGAUUCGCUCUUUGAUGUAUAGGAUGAUGCGGAGUGACGAUAGCAAUAGUACGUUGUUGCUGCUCGACGACGAUGAGGACGGCGGCGAGACUCCGAGCUCUGGCAAUGGUAGUCCACGUCCAUCCCCGUACUAUUAUGGAAAGCUACCUUUGUUUUUAGAGCACGGCAACAAUAUCAGCGGCGGGUGAUUGUGAGAGAUUUAGGUAGCUGGAAGGCCUGACGCUCACUCGUUUGAGUAAAAUCUACUAGCGUACAUUUGGUAGUGCCUUUCGAGCGACCGUGCAGGUGACGGCGCGCCACAAAAGUGGCAGCUGAAUCAACGUCGGCGAGAACGACGGUGCAGACGGCGACGAAGCUGAAGGAGGUGAAGAUGGAGUUUGAUCUGGCGCUUCAGGGCGCUGGUUCGUUCGGGCUGUAUCAGAAGCUUCUACUUGGCUUCCUGGUUUUGCCGGCGGGUAUGUUUUGCGCGUUUGUCUACUUCUGCCAAUAUUUUAUUAUUUUGGUGCCGCAUAAAUUUCAUUGCAAGUUACCUACGAAUCGGAGCCAAAUAGUGGCAUCGAAUUUGACGUACGAAGCGGCAAAACGAAUUUUCAUACCGGCUGACGAUCAGUGUCAUCUAUUUGAAUACGAGAAUGCAACAUCGGCGCUGUACAGCUUACAAGAGCCAUUACGAAAUGCGACCUGUAACGAAUACACGUUCGAGUUCAACGAGCUCUACCCGACAAUCGCGACGGAAAUGUUUCUCGUUUGUGAUCGUGGCAAGUAUAUUUACGUGAUUCAAACACUGUUCUACGUUGCUUUGUCUAUGGGUGCUAUUAUCUUCGGCAUCGUUUCCGACCGCUUUGGUCGGCGUUCUUCGAUCAUUUGCAGCUAUUGCUUAGCUGCCACUGCUGGCCUACUGUGCUCAAUGGUCGAUGUCAACAUCGUAUCGUUUACGCUGUUCCGUUUUCUUGUCGGACUCUGCCUGCUGCCGCUAUCUGAGGACCCGUACGUUCUCGCUCUCGAGUACAUCGGGGCAGAACACCGCACUUCGGCCAUCGUCUCUUGGGCAGUAUCAUACAUCCUGUCGUCAAUGGUCGUGCCCUGGGUAGCUAAAGGUUGUCAUAAUUGGCGUCUUUUUAAUGUUGUUAUGUCUGUCCCGCUUCUGUUGCCGGUCCUCCUUAUGAACUUCAUACCGGAAAGUGCGAGCUGGCUCCUAUCUAAGCACCGGGACGCCGAAGCGGUUGAUGAGCUGAUCACUGUAGGAAAAUGGAAUGGCAAAGAGGUGCCAACCGACCUCGAGCUGCGAGUUGAGGACGCCGAACAGUUCUAUAACGGCAAAGGAAUCACAUUACUUGAGUUAGUUGGCACACCGACGAUUCGAAAGCACACCCUUCUUCUGGCCGCUUCAUGGUUUCUCACCUAUCUUGUGUAUCACUCUGUGAUUUUUAGUACAUCAUUUAUCGGUACGGAUAUUUAUUUGUCGUAUACGUUAGGCGCCAUGGUCGAGCUGUUGGCUUUGGUGUUCGUCAUGUUUUCGGUGGACGCAGUUGGGCGAAAAUUGCCUAUGAUGGUGUCCACAACAAUGACGGUAAUUACAAGCCUAUGCGGUUUAUUCUUUUUGCAUACGUCACCGGAAGUCGAAGAAGUGUAUGCUCGUGCAAGAUUAGCCCUGCUACUCCUGAUGCGGGUAGCGAUAACGACCCACUAUGAUAUCAUGCUACAAUAUGGUGCCGAAGUCUACCCGACAAUUCUGCGAGGUCGUGGACUAGCCGUCUUGCGGUUUGCGGGGACCCUCUCGUUGUACAUAUCACCGACGCUCGUCUACACUGCCCAGGUUAACAUGGUGUACCCCAUCAUCAUCUGUGGACUACUUAGCGCUGUUCUGGUCAUCCUGACUUUAUUUUUAUGCGAGACCCGGGGCUUGCCGUUGCCGCAGACGAUCGAGGCCGCCGAACAACUCGGCAAGGGCGAGCCAUUACUGGGGUUCAUGUGUGCCUGCCUCGAAAGAGUAAAAGGUAGGGCCACUGAAGACGAACCUGAUCAGGGUGAGGGAGAGGUCGGCGAAACAAGGCGCAAUGGCACAGUCUCGAGUGAUGGACGAACAUCUGAAGAAGACGACAAGUGCUAAUGAUUACAAUAACAUGCGCCUAACAUCUAUUUAUCUAUCAUCAGUUUAUCACCUGCAACGUUUCUGUGCGAGUUCUUUAUGCAUCCUUUUACGGAUGUGUUCAUUACCUGUUUAUAUAUUUUAAUUUUUCAUACAUACAUGAACAUCAGAACGAAAACCGAAUCAAAGUUUAGAAUUUAUUCGGUACUUAUCUUGAUGUGACCACAACAACAAUCCGACAUCCAUGGGUAAACUUCUCUCAUUGUUUUCCGAAAAUUAACUUGACAAUAAUAUAAAUAAAGGGUAUGUUUAAAUGGAAAAAGAAGAUACCGGGAUACUGAAUGUUGAAUAAAGAAUGGCAAAAUAACUAACCAUCGAAAAGCUUCGUUGACGUGACUGUUAACCAAACUUGUUGACAGUUGAAAGUGAAUUGAUGUGCUCAUAAUUCGUUGAACACAUAUGAUACAGACAGACAGAAAAAAAUCAAUCUACGCUUAUUUGCGCCAGGGACAAGCAUCCACACACACGCUCAUUUUUCAGUUUGAGCGGCCCGUCAAUGACGAUGAUCUUUUGAAAUCGCGAACAAAUGGCGUAUGUAAUAUAUAUCACCUAGAUACAUAUAUGUAUUUUAUAGAUGAAGUGUUAUAUCGCUAUAUUAUUGCAUAAUUUUGUGCCUGAACGAACGGACCUUAUGAUAAGGUAAAUAGUGUGACGACGGCUCGAAUGAGUUGUUAAGUCGUACGAAGGAACGAGACAGACUGUCAAAGAGAGAGGCGAUAAAACAGAAAAUGAUUACUACUUCAUAAGCGGACGUGUUCAUCGAUGUAUAGCUAUUGGCUGUGUGUGUGUGUAGAUUGCAACCUAGUGAAAAGGCAUCUGCGCUAUGGCGUACGACAAUGGACCAAUGUUCAAAACCGCCAAUCCAAUUCGCUGAAUACUCCUUGUGCCUUUAUAUAUGCAAGAUUGUGACGAAGAUGAAGAGAUACAUUAAAAUCACGCAGCUAAAUUUGGCUAGAGUUGUUCGCGAUGCUUCUGAUUGAAAAGGACAACAUGUGCUACACAGCCUGUGUGGAUAAAGUACAGCAUGUAAUGGCGAUCCCGGCAUUGCAAUUUAAGAAACACUGGCCUUACCUUCUGUAAAACUAAACCCAAUAGGUCAAGAUGAAUUCCCUCUGUUGAUAGGCGAUUGGCCAUGUCCGAGUUUUAACGCUUCUGUCACGUUUAUUUAUAAUGCUUUUCUCACUGCCACAGUUGAGUAAUAAAGUCGACACCGACUCUGCGCAAUCAUCGGAACUUAAUGCAAUCGAGGACCUAUAUUCAACGAGCAGCUGAAA